AUGCCUACAAACCAUCGGAACCUUCCAGGAACAGGCCGUCCUGUUGGCCGUCAAGCUCGUCGAGCUCGUCGGGGCAACUUGCAGCCAUCACGGGCUGCUCCAUCUCCGUCUACGAGAGACCCCCCUCAUCCACCUAGUGAUACCCCCUCUUCCCCUCGUCCUGAUUCCCCUCCACCGCCUCUUCGCAUCAUAACAAUCGGAUUGGCAAGAGAACUGCGAGAAGACGUCGAUAGAAUCUUGUCUAGCCUCACCCAGAGGGCAGCCUUCAUCACUUUCUUGAUGGAGGAUACCAGUUCGGACUACGACACCGUCAGUCGGCAUGUACAAGCUUACAUGUUCGAGUUUCAUAUCCUUCUUCGAGCACAGAGGGAUAUGGAAGUCGCUGAGGAGCGGGAACGAAACUUCUACCAGUGGUGGAGUACCUUGAGCCCUGCUGAGCAACAAGAGCGCCUGUCUCUGGCCCAAGACAUGGCUCCACGGCGAUGGCCAGCAAAGGCUUGA
Molecule: messenger RNA, 501 nt
Organism: Bipolaris zeicola 26-R-13
Lineage: Eukaryota; Fungi; Ascomycota; Dothideomycetes; Pleosporales; Pleosporaceae
Exons: 2
Coding region: 1-501 (166 amino acids)
Source: RefSeq, a predicted model, not a curated record